AUGUCUGAGCCGGAGCCAGACCAACCAGGAAUAUACCGGAGCGAGCAGGUAACGCUCGCUCAGUUAUUCCUCCAGUCUGAAGCUGCUUAUCAAUGUGUGGCCGAACUUGGUGAACUAGGACUCGUACAGUUUAGAGAUCUGAAUCCGGAUACAAGUUCAUUUCAACGUAAGUAUGUCAAUGAGGUUCGCAGAUGCGAUGAAAUGGAAAGGAAACUUCGUUAUCUGGAAAGAGAAAUCAAGAAGGAUCAGAUACCAAUGUUGGACACGGGUGAGAAUCCGGAUGCUCCACAACCGAGGGAAAUGAUUGAUCUGGAGGCAACCUUUGAAAAACUGGAGAAUGAAUUACGUGAAGUAAAUCGAAACGAAGAGACCCUCAGGAAGAACUUCUCGGAACUAACAGAAUUGAAGCACAUUCUUAGGAAGACGCAGACGUUUUUUGAGGAGGUGGAACACGAUCGUCGUCGUUUUGGCGAAACUACUAGAAGAAGGACGCUUUCUGGAGAACAAGAACCAUUAAUUAUAACUGCUGAAGAAGAACUGUCUUAUGGAAUGAGUCUAUCAUUGACGAUGCUAAGACUGGGUUUUGUCGCUGGGGUUAUUCGUCGUGAACGCCUUCCAGCGUUUGAGCGUCUUCUUUGGCGUGCUUGCCGUGGUAAUGUCUUUCUACGCACUUCAGAAAUUGACGAUGUCCUGAACGACACGGUUACGGGAGAACCAGUAAAUAAAACAGUUUUCAUCAUUUUCUUUCAAGGAGAUCAGCUUAAGACCAAAGUAAAGAAGAUCUGUGAAGGUUUUCGCGCGACUCUGUAUCCCUGUCCAGACACGCCACAAGAACGUCGUGAAAUGUCGAUUGGUGUUGCUGCAUCGAAGAAUGUCCGUAUGUGGCUGACAAAAGUGCGCAAGAUCAAAUCUAUUUAUCACACUCUGAACUUGUUCAAUAUCGAUGUAACUCAUAAAUGUUUAAUCGCUGAAUGUUGGUGUCCACUUACUGAAUUAGAACGUAUCAAAAUGGCUUUGAAGAGAGGAACGGAAGAAAGUGGAAGUCAAGUACCAUCGAUUUUGAAUCGAAUGGAGACAAACGAAGCACCACCGACGUACCACAAAACAAACAAAUUCACAAAAGGCUUUCAAAAUAUUGUUGAUGCAUACGGAGUUGCAACUUACAGGGAGAUCAAUCCCGCUCCAUAUACAAUGAUCUCAUUUCCGUUUCUCUUCGCCAUCAUGUUUGGUGAUCUCGGUCAUGGCGUUAUAAUGCUUCUGGCUGCCCUAUUCUUCAUUUUAAAAGAGAAACAACUGGAAGCGGCACGUAUCAAAGAUGAGAUCUUCCAAACGUUUUUCGGCGGUCGAUACGUGAUCUUCUUAAUGGGUGCUUUUUCAAUCUACACCGGAUUAUUGUAUAACGAUGUGUUCUCGAAAAGUCUUAACAUAUUCGGAUCGGGAUGGACAAAUUGUUACGACCUGCAUGAAAUUGAUCGGCAUGGGUUCAGCCCAGAAAAGCAACUCAUGUUGAUUCCCGAAAAGGCCUAUGACAAUGUUGGUGGACCAUAUCCAAUUGGUGUUGAUCCUGUUUGGAAUCUUGCCGAAUCAAACAAACUAACAUUCCUAAACUCGAUGAAAAUGAAAAUUUCAGUGAUUCUCGGAAUUGCACAGAUGACUUUCGGUGUGCUUCUUAGCUACCAAAAUUAUAAAUAUUUCAAGUCCGAACUUGACAUCAAAUUCAUGUUUAUCCCUCAAAUAGUAUUUCUUGCCAGUAUAUUCAUGUAUCUUUGUAUGGAAAUCAUAGUGAAAUGGAUUCGGUUCACCGCUGGGGCACAGGAUUCGAUUUUUGGUUAUAAAUACCCUGGUUCGAACUGUGCGCCUUCGUUAUUGAUUGGUCUUAUCAAUAUGUUCAUGAUGAAACCGUUGGACUCAGGAUUCAUUGAAGCAGACGGGGAACAAAAAUUUCAGUGCCACCUCAACCAUUGGUAUCCCGGCCAGGGUUUUUUUCAAACGCUAUUUGUGUUGAUAGCGAUCGCAUGUGUACCCGUUAUGCUGUUCGCGAAGCCGUACAUGCUGUGGAAAGCGGAUAAGGAACGUCGAGAGUCCGGUCAUAGGCAGCUGGCGAUCGUCGAGCAAGUUCUGCUGGUGUUAGCGGUGGUGCAAGUGCCUCUGAUGCUUUUCGUCAAGCCGUUGAUACUGCGAUAUCGUAAUCGAGCAGCAGAGGGUCACUACCACUCACUGCGCGAUGAGAGCGUACGAGCUGAUAUGAAUGGAGACGAUGCGGAAGUUGUGCAUACGGAACCGAAAACAUUAGCGACAUCUUCAGGAAACAACGGUGGACAUGGAGCGGAACCGUUCGAACUCGGUGAAGUUAUGGUCUAUCAGGCGAUUCAUACGAUUGAAUUUGUGCUUGGAUCCAUAUCACACACAGCAUCCUACCUACGUCUUUGGGCUCUUUCUCUUGCGCAUGCACAACUCUCAGACGUGUUGUGGACCAUGGUGUUUCGUCAUGCGUUUAAACUCGACGGCUACUAUGGAGCAUUGGCUACAUAUAUCCUGUUCUUUAUAUUUGGAUCUCUAUCCUUAUUUAUUUUGGUGCUGAUGGAAGGCUUGUCGGCGUUUCUACACGCCUUACGUCUUCACUGGGUGGAGUUCCAGUCCAAGUUCUAUGGAGGCCUUGGUCACAUGUUCACUCCGUUCUCGUUCGAAAAAAUCCUCGAGGAAGAGAAAGAAGCCGAAGAAAAUUUGUAA
This is a messenger RNA of Angiostrongylus costaricensis, 2730 nucleotides long. The record is from the annotation of a GenBank genome assembly. Lineage: Eukaryota; Metazoa; Nematoda; Chromadorea; Rhabditida; Metastrongylidae.